AUGGCUGCUGCUGCCCGGACACUUCGAAUUGGUCUCAUCCCCGGAGACGGCAUCGGACGGGAGGUCAUCCCGGCCGGCCGACGGGUUCUCGAGUCCCUUCCCUCUUCUCUGAACCUCAAUUUCAGCUUCGUCGAUCUGGACGCCGGGUUCGAGACCUUCAAGAAGACAGGAACCGCCCUUCCGGACAAGACGGUCGACACGUUGAAGAAAGAGUGUGAUGGCGCCCUGUUCGGUGCUGUCAGCUCCCCGAGCACCAGCGUCGCCGGCUACUCGUCCCCGAUCGUCGCCCUGCGCAAGAAGCUCGACCUGUACGCGAAUGUGCGCCCCGUCAAGACCACCGCCGGCAGCAGCAACGGCAAACCGAUCGACCUGGUGAUCGUGCGCGAGAAUACCGAGGACCUGUACGUGAAGGAGGAGCGCACGGUGGAAGGUCCCAACGGCAAGGUGGCCGAGGCGAUCAAGCGCAUUUCCGAGCGCGCCUCGUCGCGCAUCUCCACCAUCGCCGGUGAAAUUGCACUGCGCCGCCAGAACAUCCGCGCCGCCGCUCCCGGCGUUUCUACCCGCACCCAGCCCAUGGUCACCAUCACGCACAAGUCGAAUGUGCUUUCGCAGACGGACGGCUUGUUCCGCGAAACUGCGCGCAAGGCUCUUGCCGCCGAGAAGUUCUCGUCUGUGCUUGUCGAGGAGCAGAUUGUUGACUCUAUGGUCUACAAGCUCUUCCGCCAGCCGGAGUACUACGACGUCAUUGUUGCCCCUAACCUCUACGGCGAUAUUCUGUCUGACGGCGCUGCCGCCCUGGUUGGUAGCUUGGGUCUUGUUCCCAGCGCUAACGUUGGUGAUGGCUUUGCCAUUGGUGAGCCCUGCCACGGCAGUGCCCCUGAUAUCGAGGGCAAGGGUGUUGCCAACCCCAUCGCGACUCUGCGCUCCGUUGCCCUGAUGCUGGAGUUCCUGGGCGAGGAGAACGCCGCUGCUAAGAUCUACACUGCUGUUGAUGCCAACCUGGAUGAGGGCAAGUUCCUCUCCCCGGAUAUGGGUGGCAAGGCCACCACUCAGCAGGUCUUGGAUGAUGUGCUGAAGAGACUGUAA
Molecule: messenger RNA, 1086 nt
Organism: Penicillium lagena
Lineage: Eukaryota; Fungi; Ascomycota; Eurotiomycetes; Eurotiales; Aspergillaceae
Gene: lysB
Product: homoisocitrate dehydrogenase lysB
Exons: 4
Coding region: 1-1086 (361 amino acids)
Biological process (GO): isocitrate metabolic process; tricarboxylic acid cycle
Cellular component (GO): mitochondrion
Molecular function (GO): magnesium ion binding; isocitrate dehydrogenase (NAD+) activity; NAD binding
Source: RefSeq, a predicted model, not a curated record